Molecule: messenger RNA, 1344 nt
Organism: Aspergillus mulundensis
Lineage: Eukaryota; Fungi; Ascomycota; Eurotiomycetes; Eurotiales; Aspergillaceae
Exons: 2
Coding region: 1-1344 (447 amino acids)
Source: RefSeq, a predicted model, not a curated record
AUGCCUCCAGGCACCCAACCAUCUAUCAAGAGGGUUGAAUCCCCGUCGAAGCAACCGACACUUCCACAACGGCCAAUGGACCAGAAAGGCGACCCGAUGGACAUCGACCCAGUGCCCCCUCAAGACCCUCGAACUCCAUCGCGACCAUCCUCUCGAGCCGCAACUCAGCCCAAGAUUACAAUCAAGGCUGGCCAGCCACAGCAAGCGCCGCAACAGAAACCUACAACGCGUUCGGCUCCCGACUCCAUGAAAGGGAAGCAACCAAUCAACACCACUGAAGAUCUCCAACGACUUCAAGACAACAAUGCCGAGUUGAACAAGAAAGUCCAGGACCUCGAGCGCCAACUAGACGAGCAGCGCGCGCUUACCGCAGAGUUCCUAGACGAACGAGACAAAGCCGCAGCGCAGGCCGAGGAGAACAGGAAACUAUGGAAACAAACAGCCCGCGAACUCCGCAAGACAAAGCAAACACCCAGCCACCACCAGGUCACCGACAGCCAACUGACUGGUCUCAUCCAGCAGCUGCGCUACAGCAUCCGCGACUUCGCUGUCCAAUACUUCACCGGGAUCCCUCGAAGCCAGCUCAGCAGAGAUGCACGGGACGCCUGGGAAUCAUGCAUGGUUCCUACGACCCCAGGCACAACCGCAUACCACGACUACAUCAGGUCCCCAAGCCGCUGCGCCAGUAUCAUCCAAGCAAUGCUGUGGCGCCUCCUGGACCGCCGCGUCUUUGGCAGUUUCGUAUGGGCAGGCAAAGCCGGCGAAGCCCUUUGCGACUUGCGGUACUACCUGAAAUACUCCUCCCGCCACGAUCCCACACCGGACCUGGAGCUAGAACGCAAAUACCAACUCUGGUCCGCCGAAGCCUCAGCCCUAAUCCUGCAAAUGUGCGAUUUCGCCGAAGGCUCGCAGGAGUACAAGCGCAUCCAGAGCACACGUAAGGAGAUCCGCGAAGAGUUCUGGUCCAUCGCAGCCCAGUACCUCUCCACACGAGGCCAGGCGCCAGGCCAGGAUUUCCGGCGAAUCCUCGACAAUGCGAUGAUGCUCGACAGGGAAAUUCAUCGGCAGGCUGCCCGUGUCACAUGGGAAUUUCCGCCCGAGGACGCACUUCUGCGGUUUAAUCCAAAGUUCAUGGAAGCGGAGAAGGGGCAGCAGAGGCCCAAGAUUGACCAGCAGGUACUUCUUGUUGUGGCGCCGGGUGUGACGAAGAGGGGGAAAUCGGAUGGGCAGGAUUUCGGAGGUGAAGAGCAGCUCUUGGUACCUAUGGAGGUUUCUUGCUUGCUUCCGAAUGAUGUCCUUGGUUCCGCGAGUUUAAGCUCGCAUAUUUCCUCGUGGCUAAGAUAG